Messenger RNA from Neoarius graeffei (lesser salmon catfish), 2859 nucleotides. It is a transcript of the gene dnajc11a, whose product is annotated as DnaJ (Hsp40) homolog, subfamily C, member 11a. The transcript has 16 exons. Lineage: Eukaryota; Metazoa; Chordata; Actinopteri; Siluriformes; Ariidae. Gene Ontology annotation, biological process: cristae formation. Bases 28 to 1707 code for a protein of 559 amino acids. The record is from RefSeq and is a predicted model, not a curated record.
CGCUGUGCGGGAUGAAAGGUUGUAAACAUGGCGGCGGCCUUGGAGGAGGAUGAAAUUGACAAUGAUGAUUACUAUUCUCUAUUAAACGUCCGGAGGGAGGCCACACAAGAAGAACUUAAGGCAUCUUAUCGGCGUCUUUGCAUGCUCUACCACCCUGAUAAACACAGAGAUCCUGAGCUGAAAAGACAGGCAGAGCAGCUUUUUAACCUGGUGCACCAAGCAUAUGAAGUUCUAAGUGAUCCACAAUCCAGAGCGAUCUAUGAUAUUUAUGGGAAGAGAGGGCUGAGUGUGGAAGGAUGGGAGGUAGUGGAGAGGAAACGAGCGCCGGCUGAGAUCCGGGAAGAGUUUGAGCGCCUUCAGAGAGAGAGGGAGGAGAGAAGACUGCAGCAGAGGACCAACCCUAAGGGGACAAUCAGUGUGGGUGUGGAUGCCACAGACCUGUUUGAUCACUAUGAGGAAGAGUAUGAAGAACUCCCUGGUGGUGGCUUCCCUAACAUUGAGAUUAACAAGAUGCAUAUAUCUCAGUCCAUCGAGGCCCCUCUAACGACGUCAGACACAGCCAUUCUCUCCGGAUCUCUUUCCACACACAACGGUAAUGGCGGUGGAAGCAUUAACCUGGCUCUACGGAGAGUGACAUCAGCGAAAGGCUGGGGAGAGGUUGAAUUAGGAGCAGGAGACACACACGGUCCUCUGUUUGGGUUGAAGAUGUUUCGCAACCUGACACCUCGCUGCUUCAUGACCGCUCAGUGUGCACUGCAGUUUUCGUCACGUGGUGUGCGUCCAGGCAUAACCACUGUGCUUGCACGCCACCUAGACAAGAACACAAUGGGCUACCUACAGUGGCGCUGGGGUGCUCAGUCUUCCAUGAACACCAGCAUUGUGAGAGACACAAAGAGCAGCCACUUCACAUUUGCUGUGCAGUUGGGGAUCCCACAUACUUUCAUUAUGAUGAGCUACCAGUACAAAUUCCAAGAUGAUGACCAGACCAAGAUCAAGGGUUCUGUUAAAUCGGGCUUUUUUGGAACAGUGGUGGAAUAUGGUGCUGAGACGAAGAUCAGUCGACACAGCAUUCUCGGUGCUUCUGUCAGUGUUGGAGUGCCGCAAGGUGUUUCCCUCAAGAUCAAGUUGAACAGAGCCAGCCAGACAUAUUUCUUUCCGAUCCACUUGACAGACCAGCUCCUUCCCAGUGCCGUGUUCUACGCCACUGUCGGACCUCUUGUAUUUUACUUGGCCAUCCAGCGGCUUGUCAUCAAGCCUUACAUGUCUGCUCAGAAGGAACAGGAACUAGAGAAGCAGCGGGAGAGCGCCGCGUCUGACAUUGCCAAGAAGAAGCAAGAAGCAGAGUCUGCCGUUCUGCUGAUGCAGGAGUCUGUGCGCAGGAUCAUUGAAGCUGAGGAGUCGAGACUGGGCCUCAUCAUACUCAAUGCCUGGUAUGGAAAGUUUGUGACGGACAACAGCAGGAAGCAUGAAAGAGCAAGAGUCAUUGAUGUGACUGUACCUCUACAGUGCCUCGUGAAAGACUCCAAACUCAUUCUCACAGAGGCCUCAAAGGCUGGAUUACCGGGCUUCUACGACCCCUGUGUGGGUGAGGAAAAGAGCCUGAAGGUGCUGUAUCAGUUCCGAGGCGUCAUGCACCAGGUUCUGUCUGGUGACACAGAAGCACUCAGGAUACCAAAACAGUCUCACAGAAUUGAUAAUGACACUUAGGAGCCUUUAUCUACAGGGCUGAAAGGAACAGCUUGGACUGACGUAAAGGAGAAAUAGUGACUUGGAUCUUCCCUGUGGCCUAAAAGCCAUUCACGUGCACUAUAGCCUUCAUUUUGUGGAGUUUUAAUCUUUAAGUAAAGGGAUAUGAUUAAUGGAGUCCAGUGGAAAAUGCAUGAAUUUGUUGAAUCCCCAUUUGAAAAGCCUGUAUCUCAAAUCAGUACAAGCAAGAAUGUGCAAAGUUUUUGUUACUUUUCUUGUUAUUUUUGCCUUUUUUUUUUUUUUUUUUUAAGACAAAUUCCUCAUCCCCGUUGGAAAAUGGCGGUUACUGUACUAACGUGUGCUGGAGGAUCCCCAGGAUCUCAACAGUGCAUGUAUUCAGUCCUCAUCUGAGAGCGCUGUUUAACCCUGCUCUGAAGCCGUCAGUUCAUGCUGCUGUAACGGUCCACAGAAUCCCACUAAAAAGGGAAAAGGACUGUCCCAAGCUUCUGCAUUGAUUACGAAUAUUAGUUGAAAAGGAAACACUGGAUAGCCCUAUACUGAUUUAAGAAACGAUAACUCAGCCUCAAAGAUUCCUCUGCUGGCCAAUUGUAAUAAAUUUAUCAUUCCAUUUUAUCUGAAACUCAAUUAACCCAGAGGUGAGAAUCGCCUCUCGUAUUGUAACUUACAUUAAUAUCAAGCACGGGGACAUUAUAAUCCAUUUUUCCUCAAUGAUCCAAGUAUAACAUACCACUGGCUUUGACAUUCUGUGGCUGGAGAGACGGAUCUAAAAUUACACUGAAUGUGCACAGUUAAAUAUCAAGUACAGUCAGGCAUCCACCCUGUUCUUAAACGACUUGAUUUAGUAAUAAAUAAUGGUGUGAAAUAUAAGCUUUCAUCAUCUUCCCAUACCUCCUUGAAUUCUCUAAAAAGUCCUGUUUCAGUGCGACAUGGAGAAAAUGACAUUCUAUCCAUUUCUCUGCUACCACAAGCCUUCAAAAAGAGACUGAUGACUUCUGCAGUUGUUGAGACGUUUGGGGGGAUGGGGGAGAAAAGGACAGGUUGUGCAACAUCUGUUUCUCUCUGAAAGUGUCCAUCAUCAGUAAAGAACACACUCUGGACUUGUGCCAUGGGAUUGGGAGAGAUUAAUUAAAAUGAAAUCAAAAUGGUUUUAAA